Messenger RNA from Thamnophis sirtalis, 1527 nucleotides. The record is from RefSeq and is a predicted model, not a curated record. Lineage: Eukaryota; Metazoa; Chordata; Lepidosauria; Squamata; Natricidae.
AGGAACCUUCAGGGAUGGAGGGACAGGGCGGCGGAGGUUCCGUGUCCAACGUGGAGCUGUGUAACUUGGCUUACGCGGGGCAGCUGGAGGAGGUCAAGGAGCGGCUGCACGCCAACCGGAGCCUGGCGACACGCGCCGAUCAGGACAAUAGGACAGCUCUACAUUGGGCCUGUUCAGCUGGUCAUUUGGAUAUUGUUGACUUUUUGCUAAGUCUGGGAGUGCCUGUUAAUGACAAGGAUGAUAUUGCGCUGAUGCUGCUGGAGAACAAAGCUAAUCCAGAUGCAAAGGAUCACUUGGCCUCAACACCGUUACACAGAGCAGCCUCCAAAGGGAAUCAGAAAAUGAUACAGAUCCUUCUGAAGCACAAUGCUUCAGUCAACUUACAGGAUUCUGAAGGAAACACACCUCUCCACUUAGCAUGCGAUGAAGCGCGGGUGGACGAAGCAAAGCUCCUGGUGUCCCACGGGGCGAGCAUCGACAUUGAGAACAAAGAAGAAAAGACCCCUUUGAAGGUUGCAAAAGGAGGUCUGGCCUCCAUCCUCCGAAGGCUGGCUGAGGGGUAACUGCUAUGGGCAACCUAAAUUCCUUUCUGCGUAAAGCUAUGAAAGACUGUUCAUAAGAGGGUUUUAAAAAGAAAAAUCAGUCUGCAUCUGCCACAACUUUCUACUUUCCCAUCUGACCAUCCUCCGAAAAAGUCUCCUUGUGUUAACAAAACUUAACAACUGUUUUUUUGCCAAAUCUUGUUGUCCUGUUGGAAAGCAGUUUCAAAAUAACUCUUUCCGCCUGCUUUCAUAUAGGAAAGGAAUCUGACCUCUUAUCUUGCAAGAAGAGGUAAAUAAAAGGAAGACUGUUACCUGUAAAAACGGGCCCUGUAUUCAAGAAUUCCCCAACCUUUCUGGCAUUGCAGCCCAGGCGGGGUGGGGGUGGGGGAUGGUUCCGCAGAGCAUGGGCAGGUCCGUUGCACGAGAGGCAGGCACACACGCCUGCCGCUCGCACAGAUGGAGCACACGAUUUUGUCCAUUACUCACGCAAGCUGUGAUGUAUGCACGCACACCACUUCUGCGCCCCGGUUCUGAACGGUUUGAGGCCCACUAGUGGGCCACAGCCCAGGGUUGGGGGGGGGGGGCUGCUUUAUUCCUUCAGGUCAUUUUCUUGUGUAUUUAGUAAAAGUCAAAAGCUCGUGUGUGGUGGCUCAGAAAUUGAGCACGCCUGGCCAAAACUCAAAGCUGCAGAAUCUCUUGCCCUCCAGAACUACAAUUCCCAGCAGCCAACUGGGAGCAGCAGUAGAGAAUUCUGGGAAUUGUACAUCUGGAGGGCCACUGGUUUCUGCUGCCUCCCUGGAUUUUUUUAUUGUAAUAUUUUUGGAGUCUUUUUGCAAGUAUCGUUGGCUUCCUCCUCCUACCUCCUGUAUGCAGUAAAUGAUCGGAGUUGAGCAUUAUGGAUAGGAAGCUGAUAGAUUUAAACUUAGUUCGGGAAAGGUGCAGGUAGCAUAAAUUGUUCCUUGCGAAUAAAAGCUAAUGUAGUUGA